AUGCAGGUGGUGGAUCUUACAUCCGACACCAACCGUGGAGCCGCUUCCUCGCAAGACCAGGGACCUAUGAAUGGGCUGCAACAGCUGCUCAAUGUGGCACGUCGUGCGGAGCAAAGGGUGGUGAAGCUUAUGCAACAGCGAGACAAAGCCAAAGCCCAAUGGGAUGCCUGGGAUCAAGAGAUGAAACAGGCAUUUCUGCGCGAGAAGCGCAAGUUCGCUCAGAACUCCGAGCGAUUGGAGAGGGAUAUUGCGGAGGCGCUGAACCAGCAGGAGCAAGCACGCCUCAUGGUGUUUGGGCCGGGUCUUCCAGCUGCUCAGGAGAUGUUCCCCACGGCAGACGAGGAUCGCUCGUGGGAGAUCGCACGCGAGGCUUGGGAGAAGGAGGCGGCCAACGACAUGGAUGGGGUCUUGGAGCGUGCAGUUGCCCAGGCAAGGGCAGCUGGCCUGACUCCUUUUACCCCUAUGCGUGCAAGGCCGGUUCAGCCCAUGACUCCGAGCUCGGCCAUGACUGCCAAAUCCGCUGUUGCUGGCUCGGCUUUUACGAGUUCCGGAGUGGAGGAUCCAUACCUUGCUACCGUGACAGAGAACGGCCCCGCUCCGAGCUGGACCCCUCCGGCCACGGGACCCGCUUCUAUGAGUGCGAGACCUCCUGGCCUAGACACCGGGAGCCGACAAUCUCCGAAACACCCAGGACAGCGCGAUUUGGGGCUCCCGCGUCAGAUGACUGCCGAGGCCCCCCCGAGGGAAGACAUCAAGUCUGCGACGAUGCACCCGCCUGCCAAGGCCGCUCGCAACAUCUCGCUCGAGGAGAAGUUGGAGGCCAGACGCGCUGCCGAGCUGCAGAGCAUGGCUCUUCGGCCCUUUGGGGUUGGCGGCUUGAUCAAUAUGGCUGCAGGGCCAAAACCCACAGGUCCUGUGGACGACGAUUCCGACGAGGACAAACACAUGGCCGCCGAUGGUACUCUUGCAAGCCUGGACGAGUCGCCUGUCUACCUGACUGUGCUUCUGAGGAGUCCCUCCUCGGACUUUGUCCUCGGCUGCCUUUGCGGUUCCUUUGGCUUUGGAGCUGUCUUGGGUGUCGCCCGGGUCGCGGGCCCAGGUGCGUCUUCGCUGGCCCUUUCCAGGGCCUUGUCCUCGGCUGUCUUGGAGGCUCAUUGGGUUUUUGAGCUCUUCGUGACAUGCCCCCGCCACUUCGACUGCCUGCAUCUUGGAUCUGCCGGCAUCGGUCUGUUGAGCAAUAGGAUCGUAAAGGUCGGAUUGCUUCUAGGAAUCCUCGAGUUCUUUCAGGCCAUGACCCGGCCGGGGGAAGGCCAUGCAGCCGGCAGGGUCCUGCAUGCGGCACGCCCAGAGGACUUCAUAUCUUUUACAGGCGGCGAUGCACCAGGCUCCCCACGCCAGGAUCCCGAACGUCAGGAUCGGAUCAGCCGGUCCAUCUGUGUCCAUGGGCCGGAAUGGCCGACCGGCGGCCCUGCAGCCCAAGCCGACUUUGACUGGCUUGGGGUCUACCUUUACACUCCUUACUACUCGCCUGUGUUGUUUGCAGUGAGAGCAGCGCAUGGUGCGAGUCUUCGUAGUGUUCUGGAUACGAUCCUUGACUGUGCCCCUGGUGCACCUGCAGGCCUCAUGGAGUGCAUUGUCCCUUUACGCCCCCAGCGCUUUGGGGAUUACCUUUCCGUUAUAAGGUUCCCCAGUGUCUUAGGCCAAACAGGCGAAGGCUACUCAGCCGUUGUGCUGGACCUGACCCGCGUGGGCGGCCAUUACUUCGCGUCAGUUUUGCCGCGCUAUAUGUCGUAUGCCAGUCUGCAGGAUUUCAUAGUCCCUCUCACCUCUGAUGGCGACACCCCACUCCGUUUCUAUGUGGGGUGCCGUACGUACCCGUGGCCUGAAGCUGCCUUGGUGAACUUUAGUGAUGGGGACGUGAUUACUGUCCUUCGCUGCGACGCUACCUUUGCGAGACGACAGCCGGAAGCCUUGGAGGACCAUGCACUCUGGGGCCCGAUGCACCACUUUUUCCCUGUGGAAAGGCAUGAAAGCGUUUGCGUCAUAUACCGUCGGCAACGAUUUUGCGUCGGUGCGCAUCAUCACCUCGGCCGCACGGUACUGGAGCAUGCAAUCAGUAGUUUGCGGUUGGACGUGAACUCAAUACUUGCUUGCACUUUCUCGCUUCCGGACCUAGAUGUCCAAGGGUGGUUAUGUCCUCAGAUGGUGGUCAUCUUGGAUCGCCCUCCACUAGUUGAAGGCGAAGCUACCCGAGCUAGGCAGGAUUUCUUUGCUUUAUGCGAUUUCCGCCCCCUUGGCCUCAAACCGGAGUUCAUUCACUCCCAUGUUCCGAAGCUCCAUGUGCCAAGCAUUCUUUCGGAUUUUCAGAUCGAAUUGCCAGCCGCUAUGCAGGUGGGAGUUGUUGGUGGCCGUUAUUCUGGUGAAUACGUGAAGGUCCAGGGAUGCCCCAUCCUCCUUUUCCAUGUUGAGGCAAAACCUUCUGAUGGAUCCUCUAGUGAUCCAGACACAGUGCCCCGUUCGCCUUCUCCUCCGGCUUCUGGGGCUGGUGGUGCUGAGAUCCCGGAGUGGACUAGGCUGAGCCCGCCCGACGAGGAGUUGGCCGCUAUGGACACGUCUAUUCCGGCAGGCCAUAGUUGGAAUGCAGUGGAGGUCUCAGGUAUGCCUAGGCUCCCCGAGCCCGUGGAAAUGUCGGGAUCACCAGCUUCUCUGGGGCCAGCGUUAGACGCGAACUGGCCUCUUACACCAGACUGGGCGCAUGCUGCCCCAACGGUCCCGACAGAGGAUCGUGGCGAGUAUAAUGUGCCGGAGCUAUGGCCCACAUUAGACCGGAUGGCCUCUGACGCGAUGGACAGUGAUGAGCUUUCUCGUAUAGGCAGUGUCGGUGCUGCCUUUACUGCUGGCUGGGAACGGCCUCCGGCUGCUGAUUCAUCUGCGACUGCUGCUUUGCUUCUUCGCAGCCCAAGCACCCCUGGUCCCACAGAUGCCAUGACGGAUGAGCAGUUCCCGACCACUGUCCUUAUCUAUAUGCCAGAGUUUGCCCCCGAGCUCUUGCAUGUUCAGGUCCGUCUCCCUAUGGGUGUGACCCCUUUUAUAGCUCAGCUACAGGAGAUGCGGUCAUCCGACUUGGUAGUCAGCUUUCCCGAUCUCUUCCCGGCUACGCCUCAACCGGUGCCCGACAUUGCUGUUCUUGUGGCAGCACCCAACUGGUUGGCUGAGAAGGUGAUCAUCUUAUUUGAUUGCCGCAGGGUCAACGACACAAUGUUCGCGGCUGCAGUGCACUGCCACCUGAAUAGGGAAUCUCUCCUUCUCGCUGCUGGAUUUGCCGCUGAUUUGAGCCACCAAGUCUUUGUCCAUGGCCUUGUGCACCCUCUCCAGCUCGACCAGCGCAUUACCCUAUCCUCCGGAUUCACGGUUAGUGUGGUUCCUGCGAGUACGGGUGCCCCAGGUGGGACAGACUUGGGGACCCGUCUCCUGAACAGAGAUAUGUGGCAUGAGGCGACUGACCUGCCCGGCCCGCAUUACUACCCUGGCAGCCACUUUUGGCUUCUGACGGAUGCUUCGCCGUGUCUCUUUGAGGUCAUUCCAGGUCGAAGAUCCACAUUCAAGGCAGAUGUGUGUGCCUGCCUCAGCGCUGUGGAGCACUCUCUCACAUUCAAGAGCUCCCACCCUGCCAUUGGUGAUGUUUUUCCUCGCGGCUUCUUGGCCACAGGUGUGAUCGUUGUCACCGAACGCCUCUCCUGUGUCCCCUACCCGCCAGCGCGACAACCAGAAAAUCGCAUUGUCGUUAUCCUGGACUGUAGACGAGUUCUCCAAGGGUUUACCUGGUUCCUUAGUGGGGGUCACGAAGUAGAGGUUGGCUCCAUUGUUGACCGUUUUGUCGAUCGAUGCCCUGCUGAGCACAUUGUUUCGGUACGAGGAGCCGAGGUACGCAGCCGCCCAGAUGGGCCUGUCUUUCUCCUGAGGCAUGGCCAAGUCCUCAUCGUUGAAUUCGUGGAGGAUUUUCUUGGGGAUUCGCCCUCGGACUCACCGGCCCCCCCGGGUGAGGGCCCAGCCGGGGAGGCACCGCAUGAACCGCCGGCGGGCCGUGAUCCGAGAGGAUCUCCUUCCUCCCGUGAGGGGACACGAAACCGCAGCCGGACGCCUCGAGCGGGGUCUCGGUCCACAACUCACACAGAUGAUACCAGUGUGUCUGCCACCACUACGCAGCGUUCCAUUGUGACGUGGCCCCUGGUCGGGCCUCCUGCCGAUUUGUCCACUGGGGCCUCUUAUGCGGGUCUUGCGUGCCGAUUGCUCCAAGAGCCAUCCCGAUGCGAUGGAGUUGACAUGUGGACUGCCGUGACUUUUCUCGAUGCCCUUGCUCAGGGCGCGCGGUUCUUCACCUCUGCCCUCCCGCAAGAGCGUGGCUUUGGCGUGGAUCCAUGGGGCCAAUUUAGCAGAGCGGUUCCUAGGGAGGUUCCUUCCUUCUCAGCGCUCGAGCAUAUUCGGACCAGACUUCUCGAACUUCCAAGUGGGAACUCCCGAGUGGCUGGCAGGCUUCUCAACUUUGCCCGGGAUGCAACUCGGCAGCUUGGUCUCCCUUGGCCGCUUGACCCGGAGGCACAUCAGCCACUCCCGUUUGUGGCCUCGGAUGAUGGUGAGGCAUCUGACACGGAUAGUGCGCCCGUCCUUCUGGACACGGUCUUCGUAUUGCUUGCCCCGGAGUACCAUGCCGAACACAUACAUCUUCAGAUUGCUGUUCCGCAGACCGUGCCCGAGGCCCUCGAGUUGGCUAACCUCUGUCGGGGCCACUUUCUUAAGGACCGCUUCCCCACACUUCUGCCCGUUGUGCCCCAGCCGGAUGCAUGUUGGGCGGUUUUGCUUAUGCUACCUGAGUGGCAGGGGUAUCUUCCUAUGGUCUGCUUUAACUUGGUGGACCUCGAUGGCCGUCUCUUUGCGGUCUCCACACCAGCUGUUACCGACCGUUUUGCCUUGCUUCUCCUUGCUGGGCUAUCUGGGGCUGCCGAUGUGGACGUAUACGUGCCGGAACACCCCUCUCCCGUUGACCCGGGUGCGGAAUUGCAAUUGGUUUCGGGGAUGUGCAUUACGUUUACCCGGCGUGGGGCAAUGCCCGGUCCGAGUGCAGAUCUCCACACUAUGCUUCAGUCCCAUCUUGCCUGGGCGCCCGGCCCAGCCUUUCCUCAACCUAUCUGGGACCCCGGAUACUGUGUCGUGGGCGAUGCAAAGUACGUCCUUUUCACCCUCCGAGCUGGUCGCGGGCCGUUCUAUCGCUCUGACAUUGCGGCGUUGUUUGGAAUUUCUCUCUAUCGCCUUUUCCUAAGCCCAGCCACCCCCCGGCCGUCUGAUGUAGCAGUGCAUGGGCGACCUUGCUCUACUGUCCUUGGCGUUGGGGACGAUGCUCGCGGAAAUGUAGGCGGUGCCGUGUGGGGCGAGACCGCCUGCCUGGUGGAUGGACGAGCUAUCUUUCAUGGCUGGACUCGCUUCUUAGCUCCGAACGGAUGGCUCUGUCUUCGAACCGUUCGCGAAGCCUUUUCUGUGAGUGGCUUUGAGGGAUGGCACAUUUCGCUUGUCGACUAUCCGGAUCGUUGGGAGUGGACCUGGAUAGAGCCCGGCCAAGUUAUUGCUGUCAUUCGAGUGCGCGACGUGCCCGCCUUGACCAGCCUCGUCAAUGCUGAGGUUGCAGAUAGCCCGGUCGCGGACGAUGCCUCUGAUGCUGCACUCGGGCCCUUUCCGGUCAGUGAUGCGGCCCUUGCCUCCAACCUUCCCGUGCGUCAUGGUCGCAGGCCGGUGCCAACUCCUUGCCGUGGCCCUCUGCGGUCACCUGUUAUUGCGCCUUCAGUUGCCGAGCUUCAAUGGGAAUCAUUCGGGAUAGGGCCCACUCUCCUGCAAGAAAGUGCUGCUUUGCCCGACUGCCCGGCAUUCUUUGAUGCUUGUACGCUACUCGAAGUACUUUUUGAUCACUUCGCGGUGGCGCCUGCGCCUCCUGUGACCGACGAUGGUCCUGCGACAUUCCGCAUGGAUGGCCCAGAUGACCUUCCUGUGCAAAUCUCCUUGGCAGCAUCACUUGACUUCGGCCUUGAAGCCGACUGUGACAGGACCAGUGGCACCUCUUGGUUCACACUAGACCGGGGGCAAUGUGAACUCCCCAUUUCCCAGCAAAUGUGGUGCGACCUGUGUCGGUUUGUUCCCGUUAGCCGCCUCCCAUGUCUCCCUGCCACGUUGCCGCAAGCUGAACGCUUUGCAAGUUGGAUAAUGUCGGGAACUGCUGGCUGCCUUCCGUCGGACGCCCACAUGCUGUGCCUUACUUCCGACGGGUCCUUUGGCCCUGCCCCUGAUGCAGCAGGAUGGAGUGUGGUCGUGUCGGCUCUCACCCCGAGCAGCCUGUCUCCGCCAGGGGUUUUUGUCGGCCACAUCCGGGGCCGAACCGCGGACAUCUGGGAAUAUGGCGGUGCCUCAGCGGGAAUGGUAAAUGCCUUUGCGUCUGAGCUGGUUGGACUUGUGUGGGCCGCCGUUCUCUGCUUCCAGCUACGCACCCAGCUGCCUGUCACUUUCUUUUGUGAUAGUCAAUCUGCCUUAGAUGUCGCCGCGGGAGCAGCGUCCGGUAGGGACCACGCUGUCAUCACAGCAUGCCAAGGACUUCAUUUGGGCUUGAGAUUUUGGCUUUCCGUAGUGCCGAAGUACUCCCAUGUCCGGGGUCAUUCAGGGGAUCCAGCUAAUGAGCUUGCCGACGCGCUCGCUGGCAGUGGUGCCCAUGAGGAUGCUACGGGAGCCUCCGGGCUUGCCUGGGCGUCUUGGUUUGGUGCACAUGGUGCUGCCUUUGCCUGGGUGCCUCACUGGUGUUGGUGUUGCCGCAAUCCUGCGUGUGCGCCUCGCCUGCAAUCUGGUGUGGUGUCUUGGGAUAUGCAUGAACCACGGGCACUUCUCGACCCUGCGGACCAUGUCGCCCCUUUCUCGCGCUCUAUGCCAGAUAAAAGAAGUGCUGGGGAAGACACUUCGCGCCUCGAUAACUGGGUCCUAGCCUCCUUUAAUGUUCUUUCCCUUGCGGACCCCGCUGCGACCGAUCGCGGCAAACGCCUGGGCCUGCAUGAUUGUGUAGGUCGAGUGGCUCUGUUGGACAAAUCUUUGCACUCUGAGAAUGUCUUUAUUGCGGGCUUGCAGGAAACUAGGACCCCAGAAGGCUGCUUUAAGAGCGCGCACUACACUCGGUAUUGUUCAGGGUGCUUGGAAAAACGUGCAUUUGGCACCGAACUGUGGGUGGGGACAGGACCGGGCUUCCCGCCUCACCAGGCAGUUGUGCUCCAUCAUGACUUUACCCGCCUUGUCACGCGGAUCACGGUUUCUCAGCAGCAACUCUGUGUCUUUGUGGGUCAUGCUCCUCAUAAAGGACACAAGGCUGCAGACCGAUUGGCGUGGUGGCAUGAAUCCUCGCGGAUAUGCGCCCAAGCUGGGCUCUCAUCUCGCUGGGUCUUUUGCGUUGAUGGCAAUUGCGACCUGGGAUCAAUCACUAGCGAUGCAGUUGGCGACCUGCAGGCUGAAACCGAGGACGCAGCAGGGGAGGCUUUCCAUGCCCUCCUCUUAAAGUGCGACGCAUGGCUCCCGGCCACCUUUGCUGACGCUUUUUCCGGGCCCGGCGGCACAUUGGUCCAGCGGCGCUCUGGUUUGCUAAAGCGUAGUGACUACCUCGGCCUACCUAGAGAAUGGCGUGACGCCGGUGUCUGGGGCAAGGUUGUGCCCAGCAUCACUGCCGGACACUCAGUGCCCGAUCAUUUUGCGAUCGUUGCCGGACUUACCGUUGCUGUAUGCCGUCCCUUGGCGGCCGAUCGUGCUCCUCGUGUCGAUGCCUUGGCGUUACUCAAGCCUGAGAAUGCAGAGAUUGUUUCUGAAAUACUCCACAGCCUUCCCUCUGUGUCUUGGGACGUCAAUGUCAAUGACCAUGCAGCAGUGCUGGUUGAUGCCCUGUACCGCCGUCUGAGUACAAAGUUCCCUCUGAAGGCCAGACGUCUCAGUCGUGGCUACUUGUCUGCCCCUUGGGUCUUAGUUCGAUUUUUCAGGGUCGAUGGUUGCACACAUUACGGUGUUCGAUUGCAUCCGCGUCUGCUCGUCUUAGUGACCUUGGCAAACAGGUCGGCGAAUCCCCCGCAGCACAUGUCCAUGCCGCUGUCAAGAAGCUUCUCCGCCCCAAGAAGUUUAACCGCUCUGGUCCCCAACCCCUUCCACGGCUUCGUACACCUGAAGGUCGUUGGUGUGCCAGGCAUGAGGAAGUUGCUGCAGAAUGGCGUCGCCACUUUGCCAGUCUGGAGGGAGGGCAGUCGGUUUCUCCCGAACAGCUUGCGACAGGAUGCCUUCAGCGCCAGCACGAAUGCGUCAUUUGGGGAGCUCGUUCGGGCUUUGCAGGCAGUGCAUCCCCACAAGGCAUGUGGCCCUGAUUUGGUGCCACCAGCGGUAUGCAGGCGUUUUGCUACUCCGGUUGCAGCUCUGUUAUGGCCCCUACUUCUUAAAAGUGCACUGAUGGCCAGUGAACCCGUGGGGUUUAAGGGCGGGGUCUUGUACCACAUUGCCAAGCCGUCUGCUCCGGACCGGACUGUGGCUUCCUCGCAGCGUGGCAUACUGGUCCAGCCGGUAUUUGGCAAGGCACUACAACGGGCCUUCCGCAAGCUGCCGGCUGCAUGCUUCGAGGCUCGUGCGGGCCCCUUGCAAAUAGGUGGCCGCAAAGGUAUGACCUAUUCCUUCGGCCAUUUUAUCUCCAGAAACUUUCUGGGGUUCGCCAAGGCUAGUUCUCUUUCGGUGGCCUUGAUCUUUUCCGAUCUAGCAGCGGCCUACUAUGCUGUAGUGCGAGAAGCAGUUGUAGGAGCAGGCCUAUGCUCUGAGCCACUUUCGGCAGUCGCAGAGUCUCUGCGGCUGGCACCAGAGGAUCUGCAGAUGCUCCAGCAUCACAUCCUGCAUGAGCCCAUUUUGGCAGGGGACUGUGGAGACAUGUUGCUCUCAGUCGCUCGUGAGGCACAUGCAGAUACCUGGUUCCAUGUUGCGGCUGAUAAUGUUCUGGUGCGCACAAGGCGCGGAACCCGUCCUGGGAGUUGUUUGGCAGAUGUUACGUUCAACCUUUUGUUUGAACGUGUCCUGGCCAGACGUGGGGACUUCGACCCUGAAUCGGUACCCACAAUCCCGUGGACCGGGAAACGUGAGCUUCAGACCUUCAGCUCUUCCGCUUGCCCUUGCCCCGAACUUGCUGUCGUUCAGGAUAUAGCAUAUGCAGAUGACCACGCUUCCUGCGUGGUUUCACCGGAUGCUCGGCAGCUAGGACAGACGGUCCGGCACGUGCUGGGCAGGUCCUUGGAUUCCAUUUCGGGCCACGGAUUGACCGCCAACUUUGGCCCGAAGAAGACCGCUGCGCUCCUGGCUCCUCGGGGUAGACAUGCACGGGCCGCGCGGGACGACCUCUUCCAUCGAGGCAAAGCUAAGCUUAACGUACUGCGGGAGCACGGAUGUCCUGUUACCGUUGAUGUGGUCCCGUCUUAUCGACAUCUUGGGUCGAUCCUCACAUACAGCUGUUCGAUGCUCCCAGAGGUCAAAAGCCGUGUUGCCCUUGCCAAGGCCGCGUUUGGUGAAGGACGCAGGAAGAUCUUUGCUUGCCCCUCCAUACCACUGGUGCGCCGUGUUUGCCUGUGUCAUCAGCAUGUUGUUUCGGUGCUGCUGGCGGGCGCCGGGGCUUGGCCGGUGUUAUGCCAGGGUUCUUGGUCGCUCCUGGAGAAGUUUGUUACCUCCAUGUGUCGUCAGAUGCUGCGCAUCUCGGUCGAGGCCGAUCAGAGAUGGACUCGCCAAGCCAUCUUUGUUGCUUGCGGUUUCCCCAGCCCGUCCGAUCUCCUUGCUGCUGAGAGGUUGCGCUUCUUGGGCCAAUUGGCAGCUAAGGGACCUCCUGCGGCUUGGGCCCUGCUCCAGCACAAUCCUCUUGCCCUGGAGGCUUUCCGCAGCGCGGGCCAAUGGCUCAUGCAGGCGAUUGAAUCCACUGCCCCUUUUGAUAAGUUCGUGGAGUGCUGGGACGGCUGGUUGGGGUUAAUGGUUGAUAGGCCGAGGCUCUGGAAAGGGUUGAUUCGGCGCGCACUGGCCUGGCAUCAGGGACGCCGCCAAGCGUGGGUGUCCUUUGACAGUUUUGUUCGCCGCACCUGGGCACCCGUCCCAACUGUCUUGGACGAUUCCUCUGAUCAACUGCACGCUUGUCUGAUCUGUAAACGGGCAUAUGACAGGUUCCAGAGCUGGGCUUCUCAUGCGCUGCUGCAACACGGUUAUCGAGCACCUCACUUCCGUGCGGCUGAGGGCAACCGCUGUCGAGCGUGCGGCUCAGUGUUCGCCAAUGUCAAACGCCACCGCACUCAUCUGCAGGUUUCAAGGCGUUGCUUACAGUCGGUCCUACGCAAUGACGUUUCGCUUCUGCCUGUUGUCUCGCUGCCCAAUGGACAUGUGCAAAGUCGCGCGGUCGCUGGCCGCGGCACAGCCCAUUUGCCCGAGGUUGAGCCUGACGUUGUGCCCUCCCUGCUUUGUCGGCUCCGUGCACUGGUGGCACCGUCAGACGAGGACAUCUUUGAGGUGGUUGUGGCCGAAGUUGCCCCCUUGCCGGUGCUGCGGGCUACACUCAAGGCUUGGAUUGCCACUCUUCCGGAUGACAACACUCGGGCUGCUGCGGGAGACGUGCUUCUCUGCAUGCGUGCUGACCUGCUUUGUGAAGACGCCGCCCCGGCUAGGGGUUGUUCGGGUGGCACGCAGGGUUUUCGACCUUCGGUCCUUCCCCUUCCGUGGCUACCGCGCCCUGCCGGUCUCCCUGGUCUGGUCCUCCAUGUGGAUUCUGACUUUGCCUCGUCUCUUCUGGACCUUGCCCCAGGGGGUGGAUGGCGGUCGCCUCCUUUCGCCUGCCCGCCUCCCGUGUUUGUGGAUUUCGCAGGUGCUCUCGUCCGCUUGCCACAGCCUCCAGUUGAUGCUCCGGAUCUGUGGGAUCUGCCUUCCUGCCCCUUACGGCUGCUCCGCCGCCACCUGUCUUGGCUCGUGCACUGCCUCGGCUGGUUGUCUGUGGUGUUUGCGCUGGCUGGCAAAGGUCGUCGUUGCCAUCUCAUUUUUGGCUCAGCUGCGCCGAAUCGCGGCUCUCUGUACAGCUGGCUGAGCACCAUGCGCGUUCGACUGGACACAAGGUGUGGUGUUUCGGAUGUUUCUCCCAUCGAGUUUCCCGUCAUUCGGAACUUUUGCGAGGGGAACGCCGGAAGGCAUUUUGUGACGGAGACCAACGACGCCGGUCACAAAACAGGGCAUUUUGUGACGGAGACCAACGACGGCAAGGGCACUUGGACGCUGAUCACAAACAAUUCAGAUGCUGGCAUUUGCUGUGCUUGCAGAGGACCGCCGCCCAAAGGCAACGACAUCUACACAGUUUACACCCAUAUCGAAAGCAGUGGGGCACGAGACAUCACGAGUCGAACCGACGGUUUGCCCCCAGAUGCUGGGUUCACUCAUGUCCAUGAUGCUCGCUGUAAAAGGAACGUCCCCCAGCGCGAAGAGUGUACCGAGUUUCUUGCAAACACGGCAAUUGACAGCAGGGGCAUCCAGAAGCGGCACUCUGAAGGGGAAGGUAAGUCGUCGGCGCCGUGUGGGAUGUUGCCGCUGCACGAAGAGGGUGGGACGCAGCCAGUUAAGCUGUUUGUGCUGCUUGCGUUCUUGGCGAUUUGCUGGGUUCCAGGGCCGGCACGCCAUAGGAUCUUGAAAUUCAUUGGUUGGACCAUCAUCCGCAUCAUUUGCCGACGGCGCUUGAGAAGGGCUGCAUUGGAGCGCAACCAAUGGAUCACCUUCAAGCCGCGCCCGGACCGCUUGGAUGACAUCGCGCAGCGGGAGGCAGAGUACCGGGAACACAUCGUGAAAAUCUACAAUGCCCGUGGUCUUCGCGGGCGUACGAUUCUUUACCGGCUUCUGUCCCGACGUUUUCGCUAUAUCCGGAUGCGGGUUCGAGAAGCGCUGGCCGAAAUUUUCGGGGCGCGUGAUCCUGUUUCAGGUGUGCCAAACGACCUGCUGGAGCGCUACCGUUUGCUGAACGUGCUCGGGGAGGGACCGCACGGACAGGUGUUCAGCGCCUGCUGGAACCAAGAAGGUGACCCGGAGGAGUUGACGAAGCAAGAGCUGAAGAAGGGCCGCCUUGUUGCGAUUCGGAUCCGUGACAAAUCCACGGGACACAUUGUCAGGAUGGACCUCAACUUCUCAGCGUCGCUUCUCCGCAACCGCGCCCUUCCUUGGCCCCCUGCACUUCGCAUGCUGCGGAGGCUGCUCGCAAGGCUGCGCUUGGUCAAGCGGCCUAUUCUCCACGAGACCAUCGUGAAGCUUCAACAUGUGCAGGACACACGUGAGUUCUUCAUCGAGGUAUUGGAGUACCUGCCAGGUGGCACCUUGUACCAGUACUUGGAGAAGAAGGAGUUGCUGGACGAAUACACUGCCUGCCGUGUUUCCCUCCGUAUCCUGAAGGCUCUUGAUCAUUUGCACGCCCGGCGAUUGCUGCAUCGAGACCUUCGCCUUCAGCAGUUCGUCCUGGCGGACGCUGACGACCCGGAAAGUUGCAAGCUCGCAGAUCUUUGGUGUUUGGCCGCGCUCCCGCGCAAGAAGAACUUCAUGGUCGAAGAGGGCAGGCCGUGCGACUUGCUGACUGCUGCCCCCGAAGUGGUGAAGCAGGGGGAGUUCAGUGCAAAGUCGGACGUUUGGGCCGCCGGUUGUGUGAUUUUCGAACUGCUUCAUGGGCACCCUCCGUUCGGAGGCACUGGGAAGGCCCUGGUACAGCGUAUUUGCCUCGGAGAGCCCGAGUUCAGCGAGCUCGGAACUUCCACCGGAGGCCUGUCAGAGAAUGCCUUGGACCUCCUCCGCUGGAUGCUUCAACGCGAGCCCGGGCAUCGGCCAUCGGCAUCCGAGUGCUUGAAGCAUCCGUGGUUUGAAGGCUACAAUGUGGAGCGCCCCAGCAAGCAAGUGUGGCAGGUUGAGAAGCUGAUCCGCCACGUCAAGCUGUGGGGAAAGCCGCCCCACUCUCGGCAAAACCUCCCGGCCUCGAAUCUCCUAGCCUCAAAGCGCGGCGCUGUGACUCCUGGCUUCUGUACUUACAUGGGCGCCACCUCGGUCGACAUCGACUUCGAAGUCAUCGGCAAGACGGAGGAGCAGCAGUACUGGGUGACGAAGUGCCUUCUGUCGCUUUGGGGCCGGGAGGAGAACCCACGGCAGGUGCAGCUCAAGGUCUGUGUGAAGCCGGGAGCUCCCUGGGUCGAGCUGGGAUCCUGCACACUGGACGAUCCUACGGCGCUGGAGGCAUCGAUCAAGAUCGACAAGCCCAUCCGGUAUGUGCGCAUAUCUUUGCGCGGCAAUCUGGGCGGCCACUUCGGCAUCGCCGUGCGGAAGGUCUCUUUCUAUGGCUACCAGGUGCGACAGGUUCCGAUUGCCUUGCAGCUGGACAACCUGCGCUUCCUCCGUGGCAGUCGCCUCCACACCCAUGCUCAAGACAUCCACCCCAAAGAGGUCACAUCGCGCGUGCACAAGUCGCUGCAGAGCAGCCUCCGUGUCGGCCGACGCAUUGAGGGCACCGGUGCCAAGUACCGCGUAUACGAAGACAUUUGCUCUGGCUCGCCUCACAUCACCUCGGCCGCAGAAACUCCCAGGCUCAAAUUCCCUCGUGGUGUGGUGCUCGUCGGAGCGGUCCUCGGUUUGCGCUACGUGUCCGACGUGCCGUCGAAGGAGUCCGCACCACCCAGGCUGCGCAUUCAGAUCGUCAAGGAAGCUCACACCUCGGCCGACCAAGAGAGGCGCCUGAAGAAGACACUGCUCUUCGCGACAGAGGACCUGACCCCGCCGAGCUGGAAAGCUACAGAGGUCUUGGGCAACGGAUACGUGGACUACCCUGUCAUGUUUGCUACCGGCAUACGAGCCUUUGGAGACGACAAGCUGCACCUGGAAGUGCUGUUUCAGAACUUCUCGGGCACUGCGCAUAUCCCUGCGGACAUGGGCCUUUCCUUCUUCUACGUGCCGGAGCUGCAGUCUCCCAGCACCUCCGAGGAUGAAGGGGUGGCGAAAGAAACUGCAGCCGCGCAGCAGCGGAAGACGCGAACAGAGGCUAAGGAGGAGGGGGAAAGACAAGAAGCAGAAAGGGAAGCAUCUGUCGGGCAGUCCGCGGCAGAGGUCACGCAAAGCCAAGCCUUACAGCUCGACGAGGACGAGGAAGUCUUGGCACAGGAGAGUGAUGCUGGCGAGGGCUGGGAAGAGGAGCUGCAGAAUCACCUGGACAAGCAGGUUGAUGAGACUCUUUUCGGCAACAGCGGCUUGCCGUUUUUCAGCCAAGAGGAAGGUGGUGCCUAUCGGCCCAGUGCUGCGAAGGGCCAGGGCCAGGAGUGGUGGAAGACGGAGGACGAUUCGAAGUCGACUCAGGCCAAGGAAGCACCUGCAGAUGUAGCCGGCGCAGCGCGCGCACGUCCCGCGGCAGCCACUGCUACCGCUGGCUCUCGGAGACACCAGGUCUCGCAGAUGCAGCCAGUGCCCGUCGAAGACAACCAGCUGGAGCCGACCAAUGCACGGAACCGCGGCAACGAGGCUACGACUUUCGCCGUGAACAAAGCCAUGAACGUGGCGGCGGAUCUCAGGCGGCAAGCAGCUGAGGAGGCGGAGCAGCGACAGGCACGCCGGCGGAUGCGAGGAGAGGGCAGUGCUGGGGAGGGCGGCGACCUGGGAUUCUUCGAUGCGCUCUUCCAGGAUCCGACCUGGAGCUCUUGUACGCCGGCCAAGGCUUGCAAUGAGAUCGUGAAGGCUCUCGAGGAGGAAGACGAGGAGGAGGAGGAUGCCCAGCCAGAGCAGCCAGAUAACAAUGAGGAGCAGGCUGACGCCAAGUCCGACUCGGAGUCAAGCCGAGGCUCGAAUUCGGACACAGGAUCCGUGUCCGACUGA
This is a messenger RNA of Symbiodinium sp. CCMP2456, 14937 nucleotides long. NCBI's taxonomy places the organism in Eukaryota, Dinophyceae, Suessiales, Symbiodiniaceae. The record is from the annotation of a GenBank genome assembly.